Molecule: messenger RNA, 1575 nt
Organism: Dicentrarchus labrax (European seabass)
Lineage: Eukaryota; Metazoa; Chordata; Actinopteri; Moronidae
Gene: fbp2
Product: fructose-1,6-bisphosphatase 2
Exons: 7
Coding region: 194-1207 (337 amino acids)
Biological process (GO): fructose 6-phosphate metabolic process; fructose metabolic process; sucrose biosynthetic process
Cellular component (GO): cytosol; cytoplasm
Molecular function (GO): fructose 1,6-bisphosphate 1-phosphatase activity
Source: RefSeq, a predicted model, not a curated record
ACCACACACACACACACACACACACCCACCCACUCUCUCUUCCACUCGACUGCACACACAAAUAGAUCCCCUGGCUUGCCUUCAUGGCUCUGGGUAUGAAAAGGACUUGGCUGGUAAUGAGGUUCCUCACUUUCUCGCCGUCGUCGGCCCGAUCUGCUGCCCACCAGGAGGGACAGAAGGACCAGAACCCAGCAUGUCGGACCAGUCAGCGUUUGACACAGACGUAUGGACCUUGACCCGGUUCGUCAUCGAGACCGGCCGCCAGGCUAAGGGGGCGACCGGUGAGCUGACCCAGCUCAUUAAUGCCAUUCUGACCGCCAUCAAAGCCAUUUCCUCUGCUGUACGCAAGGCAGGCCUUGCCCACCUGCAGGGCUUGGCAGGCUCAGUGAAUGUGACGGGGGACGAUGUGAAGAAGCUGGACGUGCUGUCUAACGACCUGGUCAUCAACAUGCUGCAGGCCUCCUACAGCACCUGCUGCAUGGUGUCUGAGGAGAACAAGGAGCUCAUCAUCACUCCCAAAGAUAAGAGGGGAAAGUACGUGGUCUGUUUUGACCCUCUGGAUGGCUCCAGUAACAUCGACUGUUUGGCUUCUAUCGGCACUAUAUUUGCCAUCUACAAACGGGUAACAGACGGGGAGCCCACUGACAAAGAUGCCCUGCAGCAAGGAAACAACAUUGUGUGUGCAGGCUACACUCUGUACGGCAGUGCCACCCUGGUGGCCCUCAGCACCGGCGCUGGCCUCAACUUCUUCAUGUUGGACCCUGCCAUCGGUGAGUUCAUCCUGACUGAGAGGAACGUGAAGAUUAAGCAGAAGGGGAAGAUCUACAGUAUAAAUGAGGGCUACGCCAAGUACUUCCACCCCUCCAUCAACGAGUACCUCAAGCACAAGAAGUACCCAGAGGAUGGCAGCGCCCCCUACGGAGCACGUUAUGUGGGCUCUAUGGUCUCUGAUAUUCACCGCACCAUCGCCUACGGAGGGAUCUUCAUGUACCCCGCCAACGAGAAGAGCCCCAAAGGAAAGCUGCGGUUGUUGUACGAGUGCAACCCCAUUGCUUUCCUCAUCGAGCAGGCGGGAGGCCUCGCCACCACCGGCACUCAGAGGAUACUGGACGUUCAGCCUGAAGCACUCCACCAGCGGGUGCCCUUUGUGGUCGGCUCCCCUGAUGACGUCAACGAGUACCUGUCCUUCGUCAAGAAGUACCAGUAAAGCUGCGACAGUUUACUUUAAGAUUAGGAUUAUUUCUGUUGUUUCUGUGAAUGAGAGGCAGACAGGACAGAAGGAAUAAAUCUUGUUUUCUCACAACGCCAAGAAAGUUAUUUUUGGAUCUUAAUGUGUGUGUUCCUGAGAUCAGAAGAUAAUUAUUCAGUCAUUUUUCUGUAAAUGUAUGAGUUGUCAUAUCUCAUGGUCACAUAUCACUAAGUAAUCUUAAUAUAAAAUGAAUUCCUCAUCCAAAUAAUUCAAUCAAAACCAGAUUAGAUAACAUAGACUUCAGCUUCUCCUCGCACCUCUUUUAGAACUAAAUCUCAUGUACUUCUACAUUAAAAAGACAUUAAACUAACAUUUUUCAAAACAAA